Molecule: messenger RNA, 1029 nt
Organism: Fusarium musae
Lineage: Eukaryota; Fungi; Ascomycota; Sordariomycetes; Hypocreales; Nectriaceae
Exons: 1
Coding region: 1-1029 (342 amino acids)
Molecular function (GO): oxidoreductase activity; flavin adenine dinucleotide binding
Source: RefSeq, a predicted model, not a curated record
AUGGCUUGUGACAAUGUUCUCAACUACGAAGUUGUCCUUGCGGAAGGGACCGUCGCCAACGUCAGUCAAACAUCCCAACCCGACCUCUUUCGUGCACUCAAGGGCGGUGGGAACCAGUUCGGCAUCGUGACGCGCUUCAGUCUCAAGACAUACAAGCAAACGACACAGGUUUGGGCCGGUAUCUUGACCUUCUCUAUCGACAAGGCCAGUCAAGUUUUCAACGCCACGCAGACCUUCAUCGCUAGGUAUGAUCCUCUAUCACACAUGUACCUCAGCAUGGGAGGGGGCUCCAACCCUCAACUGUCAUUUAUAAACGUCUAUAUCUUUUACAACGCCUCUUCACCACCGACCGGCGACGCAAAUCCUUUUGCAGCCUUUUACGCAGCCGAACCAAUUGCAGACACAACCUCCACAAAGAGCUACUCAACCCUGAUAGCAUUGAACAACAAUGGCAACACGCCUCAGAACCGUUGGUUGAUCGGUGGCCACACAUUCCCUAACUUAUUGGCGCCGUACGGCGCUGAUAUGUACCUGAAGCAAUGGCAGGCCUUUCGAGACAUGGCCAACGCCACAGCAGCCGGUGAUCAGAACCUGCUCUUUUCCAUGGCGUUGGUGCCAGUACCAGCAGUCGCGAUGCGAGCUGGUGAGAACGUUACAGGGGUACAGAACAUGCUUGGCCUUGAACCUGACGCUGGUGAUGCCGUUUGGAUCGACUACACGCUAGCCUGGCUGGAUACCAAGGACGACAGAAAGAUGUUCGGGUUUGUCGAGCGCAUCAGCAAUGCCGGAGAUAGGUUAGCAACGUCCUUUGCGCCUGGAGUAGCCAGCACAAACGCCAUCCCGGGUGCUGUAACAGCCAAGGAGGCAGAGUUUUACCGGACUAACCCGCGGUACAUGAACUACGCGCUUCUGGACCAGCCUGUGCAGUCUAGUUACGGUAAGAAGAAUGAGCGGUUCCUGAAGCGUGUGCAGAAGCGAUAUGACCCGAAUGGUUUAUGGAGAAAGAACGGUGGAUUUUUGUGGGAUUGA